Melitaea cinxia (Glanville fritillary) is the source of this 714-nucleotide messenger RNA. It is a transcript of the gene Lfg, whose product is annotated as protein lifeguard 1. Lineage: Eukaryota; Metazoa; Arthropoda; Insecta; Lepidoptera; Nymphalidae. The coding region runs from base 7 to 714 and encodes 235 amino acids. The record is from RefSeq and is a predicted model, not a curated record. The transcript has 5 exons. Gene Ontology annotation, cellular component: membrane.
ACCUACAUGUAUCCAAGCAGCUAUGGCGAAGACGCCAACGAUGGCGCCUUCGAUUUCACAGAAAAGAGUAUACGAAGGGGAUUUAUUCGAAAGGUCUACGCGAUUCUCAUGUGUCAACUGCUGGUCACCCUGGGUGUCAUUGCUCUGUUCCUUUUCCACGAACCCACAAAAAUUUUUGUUAGAAAUAAUACAUAUCUCUUUUGGGUGGCAUUCAUCAUUUUGUUCGUGUGUUUGAUUGCCAUGGCGUGUUGCCCGGAUGUACGGCGACAGACGCCGAUGAACUUCAUAUUCCUGUUCAUCUUCACGUGCGCGCAGAGCUUCCUUCUGGGUGUCACUAGCAGCGUCUACGAUGUAUCUGAAGUAAUGAUGGCCAUCGGUAUAACAGCCGCAGUAUGUCUCGGUCUGACACUCUUCGCUUUCCAAACCAAAUUUGACUUCACAGUCAUGGGCGGAGCGCUUGUAGCUUUUACAAUGGUCCUACUUGUAUUCGGUAUUCUGGCUAUCAUAUUCCGCAACAACAUAGUAAAUAUCGUGUAUGCCGCCUUAGGAGCAUUUAUUUUCUCCCUCUAUCUUGUGUACGAUACACAAUUGAUGAUGGGAGGCAAGCAUAAGUACAGCAUUUCACCGGAGGAGUACAUUUUCGCGGCUCUGAAUUUGUACUUGGAUAUCGUCAACAUCUUCUUAUUUAUUCUCACAAUUAUAGGAAAUAGAUAG